Messenger RNA from Besnoitia besnoiti, 3441 nucleotides. RefSeq lists its product as uncharacterized. Lineage: Eukaryota; Apicomplexa; Conoidasida; Eucoccidiorida; Sarcocystidae. The transcript has 2 exons. The record is from RefSeq and is a predicted model, not a curated record. Bases 1 to 3441 code for a protein of 1146 amino acids.
AUGCUCUCCACGUUCUCCUCGCUCGCUUCUUUCGUCUUCGCACCUGUGCUUUCGACGUCGGACGCGCGGGAUCCCUCGCCUUCUCCGCCUCCGUCUCCGCCUCCCUGUCCAUCCCCGCGUCGGGGUUCCGCGGCACGCAGACGUAGGUACUCGUCGUGUCGGCAGUUUUCGUUGACGCGGCCCUGCGUCUCCCGCGCCCAUGCUCGGUCCUCUGCACGAGGUGGAGCCGUAGAGUGCCCCUCCGUGCCUGCCGUGGCCUCCAGUCCUCAGGGUCACGAGGAGCCGACCGGAGAAUGCUGUAGCGACGGGAUUGCCGCGGGGGCUGGCUGCGGCCGCCCCGCCCCCCGCCAAGGGCAGUGGCGGGACGAAGGUGAACAAGAAGACGAAACCGUGUUGACUGACAGCCUCGAAGCAGAGGUGGCACGGUGCCCUCAUGUCUCCGCGGAUGCCGUCGUCAGCAUUUGGGAGACGCCGCUCUGUGCGCGUGUGCAGGGUGACGUCGUAGCGGAGGGCAGCCGGUCGUACAGCCAUUCCUUCCUGCGGCCUUCGUGUGGCGCGGGAACAGACCGAGGCGAGGGAGCCUACCCCAGACGCGCGGGCGAAAACGGCGGAGACAAGGCGGGAGGAAGCGAUCGCCUGCACUAUUUGGAGUCUCCCGGCGCCGAUGGGGAAGCCUCUGGAGACGGGGGCCCAGCGCGUCGCACUGCCGGCGGGCGCGCCAGUCCUCUGUCCUCUCCAUUCGUUCCGGGUCGUCCUUCUCCCAGUUCGAGUGCAUCUGCGUUUCCUCCGCCUCUGCCUUCGUCGCCGUCCUUCUUCCUCUCAGCGGCCGCGCGGCAGGCCUCCACCGCGCUGCCCGCGCCGCCCUCCGUCCACGUAGGGAUGCGUGACCAGCGGUCCCACUUGGAGGUCUUUGCAAGCGAGGCGUUCCAGCUGGAAAGCGAAGCCGACAGAAGAGAGGAAGGCGACGAAGAGCGAGACGGCGACGGCGGCCGCUCGGCGCUCUCGACGUUCAUCACGGGCGUUCUGUGGGGCCGAGACGCGGCGGGCGCCGGCGACGCGGACGCCGGAAGAGAAGGCAGGAGACGCCGAGGCGCGGGGACUCGAGGAGGGGCUGCGAAUAUCUUGGGCGCGUUCCCCUGUCUGUGUCUCCCUCUCGAGGACGUCAUCUCCACUGUCGCCACCGCCGAGAGGGCGGCGCUCCUGGCAAGUCUGCUCUGUGUGUCAAGGCGAACACAACUCGUGGCUGUGCGUAGAAGUCGCCUCCGCGGUAUUGAAGUUCGCAGUUUUGUGCUGGAGAACAGUUACUUCUUUGACGCGCUAGCAGGCCAUCUCUUUUCCCUGCCUGAGGGAGAGCGCCCACCCCUCCAGCUUCUACGCAUUGUGAACUACCGCAACGAGGACCUGCACGACACGCUCUCGCCGUUGGAGCUCGACCGCGUUCGAAAGGCUGAAGCUCAGCUGAUGCACCAGAUGCAGAUGGAACAGGCUGCCAGGGAAGAGGAAACUGCGCGCACAGACGAGGGGACCGUUGCUUCACAAGGACGACGCGAAGGAGCGGCCCGAAUCAGAGCAGGUUGGCCUGGAGGGAGCGGAGCGCCGGGGGCUUGCGGCGUGGAGAGCGGCACUCGAGAGCGGGAGCGCGAAGGAGACAGCAGGAGCGGCGAACGCGGACAGAGGCGAGAGGGAGUCACGGAAGUCAGAGCGGCAACGGGGGUGGAGAGCAGCGAGGCCUCGCAGGCAAGGCUUGUAGAGGUUCGACGUCGACACAGCCGCCAGAAGCACCGGCGAGACUCUUCGCAGCGCAAUUUCUACACCGAUGGAGCUGAAAGACUGAUGCAGGGGGAGACGCGACGAAUGAGUAUCGGUGUGAGGUCUCCUCUCGUCCCCCCUUCUGUGCCACUUAGUUCCGCUCCGUCUCGCUGCGUCUCGUCGCCCUGUACUGUUUCUGCGGCGCCGGGUGCCGCCAGUGCUGGGAGUCUUGGAUGCUUUGCUCCAGAAGAGGCCGGGCCAGCUCGCGGUAUUUCUGACAGAUUCCAAGCGUCUGCGGACUGUCGCCCUCACACAGAUGGUGCACCCGUGUCUUCUUGCGCGUCUACUGCUUGUGGCGCAGAGGGCGCUGGUGUCGUUACUGCCGCUAUAUCCGAAGACGGCGGAUCGCCCGAGUCUUCCAACGUUAAAAGAAGCGAACGUAACUCGCACCGCCCCUCCACAUCGCCCUCGCCAGCUAUUUCGUCCCCCUGUUACGCCCAGGGAUCUGUGGAUGCGUCAAAUCCCGGAGCAUCGUCGAUUGGUCGCGGGAAUGCAGCGCUGCCGUCGUUUGCCUACUCCCGGCGUCGCCCUUCUCGGUUGUCAUCGACUGCGUCUCUUUCUGCUGCUCCCAGUCGCGCAUCUCCCGCUUCUCCUUGCGAAGCUGCUUUCGCUCUAGGGAUUCCUUCGUUUGUCUCCAAGUCGCUCGCAGUUGUGCCCAGACCGGUUCAGCGACAUGUGCGUUCUCUUCUCAGUCACUUUCCUCGUCUUCGAACGAUCGAGUUGCUUUUCUCGCCGCAGAAGAAGUUCUUCUCCUCUCCGGCGCAUGCAGUGGCUUUCGUCGCACCGUUCAGCGUGUUUGUGGAGGCAUUCGGAUUUGAACUGCGCCCAAUUGAAUUUCACGCCGUCACGCGCGCGUGUCUCGGAUGCACGGACGCUGAAUGUGAAACUAGAGAUGAGACGCUAUUGAGGCCCGGAUUUGACGACGAAGAGGACUGCAGCCCCUGUGGCCGUUCUUUUUGCGGAGAUCCGGACGCAAGAGGGGUUUUUUUUUCAGAGAGGUAUCAAAAAACGCAGGAUCUCUCUUCACGGCAAGUGGCAGAUUCCGCGUGGAAUCCUGUGAGAGAGCUCCUCCCUCCAGGAUCAAACCGUCCCUCCUCGGAAGCCCCUGAAUUCGUUGAAAUAUGUGGCGGCCACCGCCUUCAGCGCAGCAAAAUCCUGUGUGUCCGCUGCGACGAAGAAGAUAUUGGAUCUGUGUUGGCUGCCCGUCUUUGCUCCGAGUACAAGGCAAAGCAAGAAAGGUAUGCCAAGCUUUUGACUGCCAAGCCAGAGUCGGCUCUGCGGAAGGAGAGGAGGGGCGGGGUCGACGCGGCGGAGUCGGUCGCACGACAGCGGCGUGGAGUCACAGAGAAAAGGGCAGCGGCCCAUGGCGAUUUGGUAGAGUGUAUCGAGGACGAGGAACGAGGCUGCGGCAACGCAUAUCGAUUCGUGAACGACCAAGGAGAGCGACACGAAUCUAGAGGGUCGGAGGUCCGCCCUCAAGGGGGAGGGUCACACAAGGAGAGAGCGGAAACAACGAUGCAGUCACAAAGACGAGGAAGCCCUGUACGCACGAAUUCGCUAGGCUUCCCCAUUCUUGGCUUCGUUGUCCGAGACGUUAUCCUGUCACGCGUCAGGGAUGAAGAAGAGGAGUGA